This is a messenger RNA of Cheilinus undulatus (humphead wrasse), 2032 nucleotides long. It is a transcript of the gene rabif, whose product is annotated as RAB interacting factor. Gene Ontology annotation, molecular function: guanyl-nucleotide exchange factor activity; zinc ion binding. Bases 135 to 530 code for a protein of 131 amino acids. The transcript has 3 exons. Gene Ontology annotation, biological process: post-Golgi vesicle-mediated transport; small GTPase-mediated signal transduction. Lineage: Eukaryota; Metazoa; Chordata; Actinopteri; Labriformes; Labridae. The record is from RefSeq and is a predicted model, not a curated record. Gene Ontology annotation, cellular component: cytosol; membrane.
GCAUUUUGGUGGAUGGCUAAGUCCAGGAGAAGCAAGUAUGGUAGCCUAGCUUUGGCUAAAGAAGUUGUCUUUCAAAUUUCUUGGUCCUCAACCUCGCUUUUACUUCAACUUUUUGAGUAAACCCGCUGUUAGAGAUGGACAACAGUCAGCAGACCAAAGACCUCAUAGAUCGACCCGGCCUGGUUUCUGAGGAGGGCAAGAACAUCAAGUCUGUGGUGUGUCAACGCUGCGGGUCCAAGGUGCUGUGCCCCGGGAUGGCUAUGCUUAAAGAGAAGGAGCUGUUCCUACCAUCCAUGCGGAAAAAGAGCGGCCUCAGCAGCACAGCAGAGGGCACAGUGGAUGGGGACACUCUGACUGCCCACUGGUUUGUGGAUGACAUGUACACUUUUGAGAACGUUGGCUUUACAAAUGACGUGGGGAGAAUCAAGUACCUCAUCUGUGCAGAUUGUGAGAUUGGACCAAUCGGCUGGCACUGUUUGGAUGACAAGAAAAGUUUCUAUGUGGCUGUGGAGCGAGUUAAUCAUGAAUAGUGUGAAUACAAAUAUGAGACCAAGAGAACUUUAAAAAAUGUGUUGGUAGGAUUUUCAUCUUUUUCUGGAUUUUUUUCCAAGAGGUGAUCCCAACCUAAUCCAUUACCUUUUACAUUAACUGCCAUGUGUUCAGUGUUUAUGGUAAGAACAGUCUCCUUCAUUCUGUCAACAGUGUAACCAACCAAUAAAGACUUAUGGAAACUGAUGUUAAAAUUAAUUGGACAGCUAUUUCAUAUUUAAUUUCUUUUUAAAAUCAUUUAUCUCAAUAAAUUUUAACUUAUCAAUAGAUGAGUUCUGAAAUGAUUAGAAAAUGGUUUCAAUUAUAAAUUCAAAUACUGAGACAUGAAAAAACAAGCUUUUGCUUUUAUCAGUCAACCAAUCCACCAUGAGUUGAAUAUUUGACAACAUUUAGCCAAGAUACAUUUGCAAGGCAACCCAUAAAGGAGCCUCACAUGUGUAAACAUUUCUGCUUUCUUCAUUUCAGAAUUUACUUGUAAGUUGUCUUUUUAUCUUAUAUGUUAAUAUUGAUUUGAAGAUUAGUUGUUUGAGCUCCAUCAGCUUGUAACCAUCAUUUUCUUUUUAACAUUUCCACAUUCAUCUCUGAUACCUGGAUAUCUAGGCUGUAUAAUAUAUGUUGGAUGCGUAUUUUGCUUGGAAGCUGCUUGGUAAAAUCUUUUAAAUUCACAGAGGACUUUUUAAAAAUCUCGUCAAAAACUGGGAAGCACUAUGUAUUAUAGCCCUUAAAAAAGUUACACAGUGUUGAGGAAAAAAAUCAAGUGUGUACUAUCAGCACAGUAUUGCACUUCCUGUUUGUUAUAUGCAACAAGUUAUAGGCUGAUAUUCAACCUGCUUUAUUUCAACAGGUAUGAUACUAUAAACAGUAUUUACUACUUAAUGCAUUUUUUAAAAACAUUUUUAAAGUUUUCAGUUUUGAAACUCUCAUCGGUCAAACACAUGUUCACUAAAUUCAAAUACUAGAUGAAAGAAAUCUCACCUUAUCUAAAUAAGUUAACGGCUCAGAUGGACUUCAAGUCAAGUGUGCAGGGAAAUGUAUCUGUAUUAAUGAUUGCUGAGGUCUUUGUUUAGUUUAAGGUAAAAUACAAUGGUAAUGUUAAAGCAAUUUUUAGUAUGUGUAUAUUAUUAAUAUUCCUUUCAUUGGCACAGUAUGUCCCUAUUACACUGGCUAAUAUAAAGACAUCCUAACAUGUUUUGUGAAUUUCACAGUUGAAAAAAGGGUUUAUGGUUUGUUUGAUAUGGGUUAACCUGCUUUUCAAAGCCCAAAUAUUUCAGUAAACCAGGAUGUAGGUGUACUGGUUGCCACUAGAUGUCAUGAUUUCAGUGUUGUAAUAUCUCAUACCUGAAUGAAUAAUGUGGUCUUUGUCGUUUUGUGUUUGUUGUGCACCUGUCAUACAGGCGCUUUCUCCAGCUUGUCAAUUGAAACCCACCGAAUUAUUAGUGUUUGUUUACUGUCCUCCCAAACAUAAAAACUAUGAUGGAUGCGA